Messenger RNA from Chinchilla lanigera (long-tailed chinchilla), 1024 nucleotides. RefSeq names its product testis expressed 35 (gene Tex35). The coding region runs from base 78 to 833 and encodes 251 amino acids. The transcript is spliced from 9 exons. The record is from RefSeq and is a predicted model, not a curated record. Lineage: Eukaryota; Metazoa; Chordata; Mammalia; Rodentia; Chinchillidae.
UGCUAGGACAGUGGGCUGGUCCUGGGGGCUGUUGUGGGGUAGUGGGAAAUUUGAAGAACACCCUGGCUUCCUCCAUCAUGGCCAAGAGGGCAGAACUGAAGAAGCCAAACCUGAACAAGAACUACAAGUCAGUUUGCCCAGAGUUGAAGUCAGAGCCAACCAAAGUAAGAAGCGUUUUUGUGGCCAUGCCAGCAUCCAGGCCUGAGACCCAUGGGGAGGUGACCUGGAGUCAGGGGUCAUUUUCUGUUCCUGGUGGCCAAGAUCUCUCCCAGACAUACAAUUGCAAAGAAGUUAAACACAAAGGGCUGUUCACCAAAACGGGGAUGACACAGGAGCUGAAGAAUGAACUUAGAGAGGUGAGAGAAGAACUCAAGGAAAAAAUGGAGGAGAUAAAACAGAUAAAGGAUAUAAUGGACAAAGAUUUUGAUAAGCUUCAUGAAUUCGUGGAAAUUAUGAAGGAAAUGCAGAAGGAUAUGGAUGAGAAGAUGGAUGUUUUAAUAACUAUACAGAAGGACAGCAAACUCCCCCUGCAAAGAGGAUCAAAGGAGCAGCAGGACCUCAGGCUGAUGGGAACAGCUGACAUAAACCCCCAGCUCAGGCUCAAGAAAACGGAAGGAGCUAAUAGAGGAGCUAAUAGAGCACCAUUACCUCCUCACAAGAAGAUGAUGGAACUACAAAAAACAAAAAAGGACCCACUGGAUUCACUUCACCAGUGUAGGAGCUGUGGCGAGAAAUGUAUAUUGUGUGCCUUAAAGACCAACCGCAAUCAGGGGAAACGUCCACACCAGGCCUGGGAAUCCUUUUCACCCUUGGCAUCUGGAGCUGCCUUCUGAUGUAUCUGUGCCUCUUCCCUGACGAGACGGAGCAUGUGCUUCCAACCUAGAGCAGCCACAGAACCCACCAGCAGCUCUGUUCAUGCUUUGCCCACUCCCUGAGCUGCACGACAAGGAUGUGCUACCCCCUUCAACACCAUCCCUACCCAGGUCUCCACCCUGAGAUUAAAAAUCUGCAUUUAAAGCCAAAA